AUGAGCGAAGCCAAAGCAGCAAUCUCGAUAUCACCGCUCCUCCUCCGGCUGGCUGACCCCACUACGACCUUGUUCAGCGUCACAGCCCAGGAAGUUGCUCUCGCAGUAUCUCACAUUUUCGCAAACGCAAUCUCGCCUGUUCAGACAGGUUGUCUUCUCUAUGCACUACACACGACUCAAUUGGAUCGUCGUCCGGAUAUCCUUGCAGCAUGCGCCAGUUCCAUGAGAUUUGCUGCUGCUCAAGUCGACCACGACGCUCUCGCCAAAGCUGUCUUGCAACGCGCUCGUAAAGAGGGUCAAUAUCAUGGAGGUCUGUGCGACAUAGUCGGCACCGGUGGUGACAGCCACAAUACCUACAACGUCAGCACAACCUCGAGCAUCCUUGCAUCCGCUCUCCUCAUCAUGGCCAAACACGGUAACAAUGCGUCUACUUCAAAGUCUGGUUCUGCCGACCUCCUGCUGGCCGCUUCUCCCGCUCCCGUAAUUGCUGCCACCACCGAGAAGACACUCCCCCACAUCUACUCCCGCACAAAUUACGCCUUCCUGUACGCUCGCGAGUGGCAUCCUGGUAUGAAGCACGCUGCUGCUGUUCGUAAAGAGUUGCCUUUCCGCACAAUCUUCAACCUGCUCGGUCCCCUGGCCAACCCCGUACAAAACAGCAACUUGAUCGAGGCUCGUAUCCUAGGUGUCGCAAAGCGUGACAUGGGUCCUGUAUUCGCCGAAUCGAUGCGCCUGACCGGUACGAAGAAAGCCCUGAUCGUCUGCGGUGCCGAAGACUUGGACGAACUGAGUUGUGCUGGACCUUCAUACUGCUGGAUGUUGAAGCCUCAGUCCAAGGCCAGCGACGCCCAAGUCGAUAUCGUACCGUUUACCGUAUCACCCGAGGACUUUGGUCUGAAGCCUGUACCGCUCAGUCUUGUCGCCGGCGGCAAGUCACCUGCUGAAAACGCUGUUAUUCUUCAAAGCAUCCUGGACGGCACAAUCGAUCCCAACGACCCCGUCCUCACUUUCGUCUUGAUCAACACCGCCGCCCUCUUGGUCACAUCCGGUAUUUGCGAAGCCGACAGCAGCGAUAUGGGUCCUGGAGAUGAUGGCAAUGUCAACUACGACCGCGGCCCUGGUGGCUUGCGCUGGAAGGAGGGUGUCAGGCGCGCUCGCUGGUGCAUCUCCAGCGGUGCUGCCAAGGAACAGUGGGAAGCCUUUGUCAAGGUGACUGGCGAGAUCGAUCUUGAGACAUGA
Molecule: messenger RNA, 1239 nt
Organism: Aureobasidium namibiae CBS 147.97
Lineage: Eukaryota; Fungi; Ascomycota; Dothideomycetes; Dothideales; Saccotheciaceae
Exons: 2
Coding region: 1-1239 (412 amino acids)
Biological process (GO): L-tryptophan biosynthetic process
Cellular component (GO): cytosol
Molecular function (GO): anthranilate phosphoribosyltransferase activity
Source: RefSeq, a predicted model, not a curated record